Messenger RNA from Melitaea cinxia (Glanville fritillary), 1810 nucleotides. RefSeq names its product protein abrupt-like. Gene Ontology annotation, molecular function: protein binding. Gene Ontology annotation, cellular component: nucleus. The record is from RefSeq and is a predicted model, not a curated record. Lineage: Eukaryota; Metazoa; Arthropoda; Insecta; Lepidoptera; Nymphalidae. The transcript has 6 exons. Gene Ontology annotation, biological process: regulation of transcription by RNA polymerase II. Bases 176 to 1579 code for a protein of 467 amino acids.
GGUUCUAAAAGUGAAAGAAGACUGUGUCAUUGGAGGUCAUGCACUUUAUUUUUAUUCCUACAAAACUGUCUCUUAUAAAGUUAUUACUAUUUCAAAAUUUGAAGUUAUAAUUAAAAGUUGUAUCGUUUUACGAAGUUAUGUGUGAAUCGAUUUUUUUACCGAACAUAAUAUAGUAAUGGCAGACCAGUUUUGUUUGCGCUGGAAUAAUUUCCAAACAAACAUAGUUAGUGCAUUAGAUUCGCUAAAGUGCUCUGAGGAUUUGGUUGAUGUUACGUUAACUUGUGAAGGCAGAAAUAUCAAGGCCCAUAAAGUAAUACUGUCAGCAUGCAGCCCAUACUUUAGGAAUGUGUUCAAGGAAAAUCCAUGUCAACAUCCUGUUAUCAUUUUGAAAGAUGUCUCAGCUGACGAUAUUCUUAGCUUGUUGUCUUAUAUGUACCAAGGAGAAGUUUUUAUAGAAGAAAGUAAGUUGUCAUCAUUUUUGCAUACCGCAGCUUUGUUACAAGUCAAAGGGUUGACGGGUGCUACACCACAGAAUGAAAGUUUUUUCUCAACAAGUGCUACAAACAAACUAUAUACUCAACUAACAAUAUCGGCCAAAUCACAAUUUAAUGUUGUUCAUAAAGAUACAAAAAUUCCUGCACAGAAAAAAAGACGGAGUAGUACUUCAGAUAAACCCAAUGAUGUUUCUUAUGGCGAGGGAAACAAAAAAAGUAAAGUACAAGAAGCUAGUGAUGUGUAUUGCAAGAAUAAUGGUGCUCAGCCUGCAAAAGUGGAAAACAUCUUGCUUGUACCCGAAAAUCAUGUAGACAAGAAAACUGAGGCUAAAAGUGAACACUGUGUGACAGCAAAUGGAAAGAAUGCUAUUCAGACACAAGAUGACAUUCCAGUUACUAUAAAAACAGAAUGGGAUGAUGAAAAUGCUUCACCGGCCCACGCUCAAGUAAUUAAUUACGAUAAUGAUGAUAGUAUUCCUGAUUACGAAAAUAGUAUGCUUGCCCGAUCUUUAAUAUCAGGCAUCAAUCCCACAAAGAGUGAUAUAUGUGCAAGUCCAACCCUAAAAAAAGUGUCAAAUGUAACAGAUAUACAAAACAUAAUACGACCAAAAGAAUCAAGUGUGGAUGCUGUAAACUUUCCCACCUUGUCUAAAAGUCCAGUCAAAUCGCCUAAAGAAGAUUCUCUAGUGAAAGCUGAAAAACCGUCUCCAAAAUCUGAUCUGGAAUAUGAGCCUGAAAUAUUACUAUCAGAACAUAAUGAUGGUACUGACUCUGAAACAUACAGUCAGGAACAGUCACAUGCAUUGUUAUUACUGGCCGGAAUGUCAACAGUUACUGGAUUAACAAGUGGGGCCUCAACAUCUCAGACAGUAACAUCUCAUCAACAAUCAAAUCAUGCUGCAAUAUGCGGAGAUUGUCCUCAUUGCGGAAUGAAAUAUUCAAACCAAUCUGCUCUAAAAUACCAUGUAAGAUUAAUGCACUCCGAUUUGACAAACAGGCUCUGUUGCUAUCUUUGUCCAAGAUCAUUUACAAUGAGAGAAACAUUUAAAGAACACAUGUGGACAAGUCAUGGACAGCGUAACUGAUAUCUCAAUGAGUAGUGCCUUAUAUUUAAAUUGAAAUUGUGCCUUGAUAAUUUAUAAUAUUUUUAUACAAAAAUUUUGAUUACCAUGAACUGUUAGGAACAAACUAAAUUAUUUUGAAUAAAUAUUCUUCUGGUAUGUAUAAAUGAGUCUUAUGAUAUUAGAUUAAUAUAUUUAUAAUAUAAUGAAAACUAUUUAAAUAAAAGAUAUAUUACUUGCUUAUUGCAAGGGAAA